AUGUCAAAUCGAGCAUGGGUGACGUUAGCUACAAACGACUCGUACGGGCUGGGAGCCCUGGUGCUGGCGAACUCGUUGCGCCGCGUCAACUCCGCCUUCCCAGCUGUGGUGCUUAUCACACCAUCCGUCACUGAGCCUAUGAGAGACCGCCUUCGCGCAGCUUUCGCUGAAGUAGUAACUGUGGACGUGCUUGACUCGCGCGAUGCUACCCACCUGGCUCUGCUGCAGCGUCCCGAACUGGGCAUCACCUUCACAAAGAUCCACUGCUGGAAUCUAACCCAAUACGAGAAAUGCGUUUUCCUAGAUGCUGAUAUUUUGGUGGUUCAAAACUGCGAUGAGUUGUUUGAACGCGAACAGCUGUCCGCUGCACCUGACGUCGGCUGGCCCGACUGCUUUAAUUCCGGUGUGUUCGUUUUUACGCCCUCGGCUGACACAUUUUCCCAGCUCAUCACAUUUGCACAGGAACGCGGCAGUUUUGACGGUGGAGACCAAGGCUUGUUGAACUCUUUCUUCUCGGAAUGGGCACGUGGUGACAUCAACAAACAUCUACCUUUCCUAUACAAUGUUACUUCAGCAGCCUUCUACUCUUAUUUACCCGCAUUAAAGCAUUACGGUCAGAAUUUGAAAAUAAUUCACUUCAUCGGUGCUGCUAAGCCAUGGCUACAACAAUACAACUUCGAGUCCAGCACAGUUGAAGCACCAGAGCACAUCCGCGGUUUUCUUCAGCUCUGGUGGGAUAUCUUCGUCUCUCUGGUCCAUCCUCAACUCGACACCGCCAUGGUUGAGGUGGAGGAAACUUCUGAAGUGCCAGCGAUACCUCCACAAGAUGUCAGCCACCGAUACCACUAUCAACCUAUUAUGGAUCCUCAGUCGGAAUUCGCUUGGCAUCAUCCCGAUGUACAAAAAAUGGAAGAGACUCACGAAAAUCAAUUAGAUAUAUCAGAAUUUCAUAAUCCCUGGGAUCUUUAUAGAGGACAUAUUGCAGCAAAUACAGAAAUUGGAAUUAGUCCUUCUACUGAAUUAGUUAGACUUGAAAAUCGAGAAGAAAUGAGAAAAUAUGUGUGGGAACAUGGAACUCAGGAGGAUAGCAACAGCGAUAAUCAGUCGUACCAUAAUGAUCAUCACUGGCAAAAUAAUCCCCAAGAACACGUACACCAUAUUGAAUCCAAUCCCGAACAACACGAACAACUGGAGCAACGUAUGAACAAUACUGAACAAUACUGGCAACCUCCUUCUCAACAACUAGAAUCCCACUGGCACUCUGAUCCCACUGAUCCCCAGUAUUACGAUCACCAUAGGCAACCAAAUUCCCAGCAACACGAACCGCAUUGUCAACCCCAGGCACGCGAAUCCCAUUGGGAACCUAAUCCUCAUCAACACGAACAUCAGUGCCAACCUGAUCCUCAACAGCAAGAACCUCACUGGCAACCUCAUACUCAACAACACGAAAGUCACUUACAAUCUAAUCCUCAAGAACACAAACAGCACUGGCAUGAAGACCACAAUCAUAAAAGUAAUCAUGAUCAUGUACAUGACUGUCACUCACACGACUAUAACUCGCACACACAGAACCAACAUAAUCACAAACAUGAUAAGUCUAGUUCCUCAUACAAUCACGAUUCACAGAAGCAAUAUCCUAUUGUAGAGGAGGUUGAGGUAUACAAUAAUUGUUUACAAAGACUGAACUGCAUCGAUUCUCACAAAAGUGAAGAAAUGAAUGGAGAUAUUUCGGAAAGUGAAAGUGAUUAUCACGAAGAAAUACCGCCAAGGCAUCCUUAUGAUGGCUUCUAUUUAAGGCAUCGAAUCACUAUAGACGCUCGUGGAAGAAAGAUAUGUUCGCAUGAAAUACCACCAUCCCCUCCACCUGACUUAAAGGCACCUGCAAACAAUAUCUCAUCUAUUGCCGAGGAUGAACAAAUCUUAAUAUAUAAUGUUGAAGUGCAAAGUGGCGUCGCUGGUAACUUAGCUCGAGUGCUGCCAGGAGCACCUGGACAACGUGAAGCUCUGGAUGAGCUUACGCGCCGCCAGGGUUGGGAAGCUGGAAAUAUCGAUUACAUGGGAGCCGAUUCCUUUGAUAAUAUUUGGGCGAAAAUCUCGCAGACAUUGAAUAGACCUCGCUCCUCACCACCUAAACAAUCUCCUCCUAAAGAAAUAGCUCCUCCGCAAUCGGCACCAGAACAGAUAGAAGUUCAGACAGGUGAAGCCGCCAAAGAGCCAGUGUCUGAACAAGUGGAGGUCGCGAAAGAAGCUGCACCAGAGGAAGCUGUCUCUAUAAAAUCGUCUCAGGUACAAGAGGUUGCGGAAGCACCUGCACAAGAACCCGUUGCGCCAAUAACAACUGCAACGCCUCUUGAAGCUGCUGUACCAGUAGAUGCCGCAACUCCAGUAGCGGCUACGGGGUCAGUUGACGAGAAUAAUUCACUGGAAACUCCAACAGUCAAAGGUGAUACGCCACUGGAAGCUGUUGUUCCAGCAGAAACUUGUACACCAGUUGAAGCUGCUGCGCUAGUUGAAGCUGUUGCACCUGUUGAACCUGCUGCACCAGUUGAAGCUGUUGCACCCGUUGAACCUGUUGCACCUGUUGCACCAGUUGCACCAGUUGAACCUGUUGCACCAGUUGAACCUGUUGCACCAGUUGAACCUGUCGCACCAAUUGAAGCUGUUGCACCAGUAGAAACUGCUGUACCAGUUAAAGCUGUUGCACUAGUUGAAGCUGUUGCACCAGUAGAAACUGCUGCACCAGUUGAAGCUAAUGUACCAGUUGAUGCUUCUGAAGCCGUUGAAGCUGCUUCACCAGCAGAAUCUUCUGCAACAGUUGAAACUAGUGCACCAAAUGAAGCUGCUGCUCAAGUUGAAGCACCUAAAGAUGCCUCUCCUACAACUGAAAUUCCUGUGAGCGUAGAACCUGCUGCAGCAGAAAUUGCCACAUCAGCUAAGGCGGUGGUUCCUGAAGUACAAUCUUUUAGUGACCCUGCAAAGUUAGAGACCCUAGCGGUCGCAGCGAAAGUCGCCAAUUCUUCGGAGCAAAAGACUGAAACUCCUGUGACAUCAGAACCUGCCAAAGAUGUAGCGGCUGUGCCUGUAUGUGAACCAGUGAUUGAAGCUCCUAAAGUUGUACAACCAGUUGAAGCGGCGCCGACGACAACGGCAACUGAUACUGCCGCACUUCAGGCUACCCCUGAGAAACAGACCAUAGAGGCCACAGGGGUUUCUAGUGAAAGCCCCCCGCUCGCAAACACACCACCCAAGGAAGAAGUCUCCGUUGUCCCGGCUGCCAAAUCGGAGGAGCGUCGCAAGCCGGCGGGGAAGCUGAAGCUGGUACCGCCUGCGGUGGCCGACCCGCUUCCCACCCCCGACAGUGAGCUCGAGGACGCCGCCACGCUCGCUCAGUCCAUCAUCGCCAGCGAGCUGCGCACCCCCACUGUCACGUCCCCCGAGCCCGCCGCCCCGCUCUCCCCACCACCCGCACCUCAGCUCAAGCAGGCACUGUCCGUCGAGGAGCCUGAAGUGCCGACGCCGCCCGUGGGCGCCGUGUCGCUGGCGCAAAUUGGCGUUAAGUCACCAUCCAAAAAUAAAUCUACAACCGCUGCACAGAUUGAAUCGUCGGUAGUGGAAACGCCCCCAUCGGGAGUUACAGAUUUACCAUCAGCUUCGGCGGAGAUGAUCCCAGUAACGGUAGAGGCAAUUUCAUCACCAGUGGAAGCGACAGCAGCCUCUGUCUCGGAGGAAGCGAAAUCACCUAAAGUCCCGAAAGAGUCGCCGGCGGCCCCUCCAGCGGACGUUCCCAAGAAAAAGGUCGUAAAGAAGGUGGUGAAGAAAGAGGCCGGUGCGACGGGACCCGAUGUGCCUGUGCCGCCACCUCGCAAGAAGGAAAAGAAACCCAAAGAAAAGUGA
Molecule: messenger RNA, 3894 nt
Organism: Arctia plantaginis
Lineage: Eukaryota; Metazoa; Arthropoda; Insecta; Lepidoptera; Erebidae
Source: the annotation of a GenBank genome assembly